Molecule: messenger RNA, 5322 nt
Organism: Talpa occidentalis (Iberian mole)
Lineage: Eukaryota; Metazoa; Chordata; Mammalia; Eulipotyphla; Talpidae
Gene: SLC31A1
Product: solute carrier family 31 member 1
Exons: 5
Coding region: 562-1155 (197 amino acids)
Biological process (GO): copper ion transmembrane transport
Cellular component (GO): membrane
Molecular function (GO): copper ion transmembrane transporter activity
Source: RefSeq, a predicted model, not a curated record
ACAUUCUGGUUUGUUAAUAACAUGUAAGUUUGAAAUAGAAGAAUAGGAUAAGAAAAAUAAGUGGUGGAGAUUUUAAACAAGAAUAGGAGUUAACAUGGAUGUAGAUUGUUUUAAAGGCAGAAAUCCUGUGAUUCAAUAUGUUCAAAGAUUAUGCUAAGGUUCCAUCUUGUCACAUGUGCUUACUAGCUCUUCCCCAAGUUCUGUUCACUGUAAUUGCAAUAUUGGCUGUUUUGUGGACCUUGAACCCAUUUCUUAGAAAGAAACAGUGGGGUGGAGCUAAAUUAGAGAAAAAAGUUCUUGGAGAGCAAGUUGUUUAAGUUGGCAGUGGACUUAGAAACUGGAAUAAACCAAAGACAAAACAGCAUAGCUCAUGAGUAAGCCAUCAAAUUGAGACAACAAACUGCAUUGCUGUGGUGGUGGUUUUAUUUGUUCUUCAGUACCCAUUUUUAUUCUGGAAAAUACUCUGUGGAUCUUCUUAAAUUAAAGCUAUCAAAGAAAACAGACUAAAACAACUGUGAAUUUACCUUCUAAUCUUCUGUGGACUCAACUUUUCCUGGCAAAAUGAACCAUUCCCACCAUAUGGGGAUGCACUCGAUGGACCACACCAUGCCACCUUCGCACUUUCACUCGACCACGUCAUCCUCCCACUCCCACGGCGGGACCACGACACCCUCCCACUCCCAUGGUGGGGGAGGUGGCCACAUGAUGAUGCCUAUGACCUUCUACUUUGGCUAUAAGAAUGUGGAGCUGUUGUUCUCUGGUUUGGUGAUCAACACAGCUGGAGAAAUGGCUGGAGCUUUUGUGGCAGUGUUUUUACUAGCAAUGUACUAUGAAGGACUCAAGAUAGCUCGAGAGAGGCUGCUGCGCAAGUCACAAGUCAGCAUUCGCUACAAUUCUAUGCCUGUCCCAGGACCAAAUGGAACCAUCCUUAUGGAGACACACAAAACUGUCGGGCAGCAGAUGCUGAGCUUCCCCCACCUCCUGCAGACAGUGCUGCAUAUCAUCCAGGUGGUCAUCAGCUACUUCCUCAUGCUCAUCUUCAUGACCUACAAUGGCUACCUCUGCAUUGCUGUGGCGGCGGGGGCUGGCACAGGCUACUUUCUCUUCAGCUGGAAGAAGGCAGUGGUAGUGGAUAUCACGGAGCAUUGUCAUUAAUGUCAGACUCUAUGGUGUGGCCUUAUCGAUUGCAGUGGGAAGCAGUUCAAGACUGGAAGACAUGUUUCUUGUCUCCUUGUGUACACACAUCCUCACGUACACCUACUCAACAGAGGUUUAGCGUACAGUCUCUGGCUAAAAGUGGUAACCUCUUUUACUGUUUGUUUUUUUUCUCCUAAUGAACUGAGAUUCCCAUUUUUCUUGAGGUGAAGCCACCCAUGAGAAUGUCCUCUCCUACCCCAUCAUCUUAGAUCCAAGUUAUAUGUUCUUGUUUAAUCCAGGUAGCUUUCAAGUCAAUGAUUUCAUCGCCUACUUCCUUUUAGUCUUUUGUUUUUAUUUUUUUAACAGACCAUAUGUGAAUUUGGUGGGGUUUUCCUGGGUUAAGUGAUGGAAAGAGUUAACUUCAGCUAGGAUUGAUGGCAGAUGAGAGAAGUUCUUGCCCAGCUAAACCCAGAACCCAACUUAACAUUAAAAAAUAAGUUCCAGUCUUUGGACUCAAUGAGUGGGAAGUACCUUGUGCCUUUCCCUAGGUAUGAUGUGUUGACUGAAAUCCUUGUAGUGUGCAGGGCAUGGUUUGAACUAAAUACAGGACUGGAGCUUUAGAAGUGCCCAUUCUUGGGUGGCUGACUCGUCAACUGUGUUCCCACUUAACAUGUUGAUUAGAAUGGUCUUGUCAAUUAAAAUAAUGACAAUCAUUUUGAAAAAAUAGAAAUAAUAGAUAUUUUUAAAUAAAACCAUUGGCAUUUUACUUUGACUUGGUACUUUGGUUUGUCACAGCUGAAUGAAGCAAAACAGUUUGAAUUGUUAACUCCUGUUUUUAUGUGUCUGCCUCUAGACCAGUGUUUUUCAAAUUUUAGCAUGUAUCAGAAUCACCUGGAGGUUUCUUAAAUACUAGUCCUUAGGCCUCAACCAACCCACAGCGCCCAAAAUUGGUAUUUCUAACAGGUUCCCAGGUGAUGCUCCACAUUUUGAGAAUCUCUGCUUUAAACUGAGGGCGUACACUAGUGGGCGAGCUACCUGGUAUUGGGCAUGGAAAUUUGGGUUGCUGAUUGGUCGGUGGUAUAUCUGGGCUUAACUCAUGUACCAAAUGCUGCUGGUCAACACUUAAUCAUUCCACAAACAUUUAUUCAGCUCUAGCUGUGUAUAUGUAUGCCCAAGGGCACAUGCACAAAACAUUAUAUAGCCCAAGUGGCUUUUUCAGCAUGUAUGAAAUCACUAGUCUUUAUUUUUAAAGAUCUGUGGUUCCUUAGAAGUAGCUUGAAGGUUGAGAAAGACCUUUGAUCCGAGAUGUAAAUCUGCCAGAACGGCAUAAUCUCAGCCUCUCUUUGGAGAGGCUUAGGGUGUGGCUGCUGAUGGCCAGGUUCUCCUCAGCUCCUAAUACCCAUGCCCACACCAGGCAGAUCCUCAUACUCUCCGACCAUCUUUGUGACUCUUGGUGGCUUAAUUAGAUCACAAGUGGCCAAAAUCUCUUGUCGAAAGAGUCACAUUGGGUUUUUCUUCUGUUCGGUCAUUAGGCUACACCAGUCUUGUUCCAGUCCAAACUACCUCUAUAUAGUGACUCCUGUGCUGGUCUGUUAAAUCCUGCCCUCCUUGGUGCUAGACUCCAACUGUGCCUCAGGGCAGAGGAGGCACAACACAGCUAUCCUGUUGGCCUCUGCUGUGGUUUGGAAGUUUGUGCUUUCUGUAAGUGCCAGUUAAAUAUUGACGAGAAAGGAAUGUGUACUUGCAUGGCUUUGAACCACGACGGAGUUAUGAGCCUACUGGAUUGAGGUUAAAAUCUAAGAAUCAUCAUUUAGAGUUUGUGCUUUUCUCUCAUUCCAACCCCUUGUAGUGCCGAUACUUUGCAUGAGCAGAGUGAGUGACAGGUACUGACAGAGUCCAAAACUAAAAUGUUAAUAGCCUAUUAUUGUCUCUGAAGCCAAGGAAUAAUAAAACCAUGAAAAAUCAAGUAAGAAUCAAUGUUAAGUAGUGACUGACCCUGGUGCUCUAGAAAUCUUGGCAUGAGCUGCUAUGAAAUACCCUUUCAGGAAGAGGAGACCUCACUGGUCAGGUAAAGAGAAAUCAAGGCCAGUUAAGACAAAGUGUUUUGACUUUGACACAGAGAGAAACAUCAGUUUGGGAUAGGUCUUCAGGCAUUCAAGAUCGUCUCAUGAAAGACUUAAAUUCCAGAGAUUCGUAAACUCUUGCUGACAUAUAACCAAGGUUGCCAAUGGGAGAAGUUAGUGAAGGAAAAAAAUUCUAAAUUGCAUCUUUCUUCGGCUCUUGGAUUGUGUAGUACAGUGAUCUCAUUGACUUUCAUUUCUGUAUCCUGGUUCAUUCUGAAUUCAGUGCCUCACUUUGUUCCUUUUGGAGCCAAAUUUAUCUUUUCCUCCCUUGCUGUUCACCUCUGUUGGAAACCAGUUUCCCCACUUCUCUGUCCCCUUAUUCAGAUCUCCCUUCCCCUUUCAGUCUUUCAACCCAUGUACCGAGUUUGUUAAUUCUCUCUAACCCUCCUGAUGCAGGGGACAUUGUCAUAUAGUGGGGAUGGAUACCACCCAGAGUUUUAAAACGUGAUGGAGACUUUUAGCAACUGUCCCCCUGGAAUGUCUAUAAGGCUGGGUAAAGGGCUCCCCUAGUAUCAUCCACAGAGUUACAGAAUUUUAGGUGCUGUUUCCAGCCUAUGCUGGAGGAAUACUGAAUCCCCAUUGCCACAGACAGGGAUCCUCUGUGUCCACCAGGAGAUUAGAGAUUAAGAUUUCUUCACUGCUUCUCUGGAGGAGUGUCUGGAAUUCCCCUUUCAGGCUGUGGGGCACUGGUUAGGUUCUAGCCACAAGGAGCUAGAAGGGGUGGGGGCAGGGGGUACACUCUCAUGUCAUUUAAUUUUGAUCCUGCCCUCUCCUGCUGCUGCUUUCAGAAGAUACAUAUAAAGAUACAAAGUCUGCUUUUGAUAUAAUGCCUUAAUCACUGGGUCUACAUUUAAUGUUGACUGUUUUAGAUUGUAAGCUCCUGGAGAGCAGUAUUGCUGUAGUAGGAUUGUAUUAACAGUGUCAUGAGGAAAGAACAAAAUAAAUAUUUUGAUUUUGUGAUUCUAUGCACGUCUUUCCACCAGAGUGUUCUUAGAAUAAGCUACUUUCUUUGUUGUCCACAUAGAGUCAGACCAUUAGCACCAGUUUUGGAGAUGUCAGUCUUUUAGGAGGUACGGGCCCUUUGUUUUUUCAUCUCACUCAUUCUACUCUACUUACAGUGAUAAUCUAGCACAUGCCAGAUCUGCAUGUCCUUUUGCACAGAAGCUGGUGUCUUCAUGGCUGCAAAUAUCUCCAGACACCAAGGAUACCUGACAUUAAAAACUAACUUGUUAUAUCAUAGUCCCCUCCCUCGGUUUAUGCCAUCAAGCAAUAAGAUGAGCCUCCGGGAACUUCACCGCCAAGCCUCAUGUGCGAUGGCCCUGCCUAUCCCUUUGAUAACACUAGAACGCUGCUGUUGCCUGCCCUUCCUACGGCCUGCAGAUAGGCACCUCACCAUUCAGCACCACUCCUAGUCUUGGGUUAGUGUGAGGAUGGACUUUGGAGUCAAGCACCAGGGUUUCAAUCCUGGCUCUACCAUCUUCUAGCAGUGUGACCUUAGGCAGGUUAUUUUAACCCCUAAGCCUUAGUUUUCUCAUUUAUAAAAAGGUAAUACUAUCAUUUUGAAUUAGGAGCUAUGUAUGUAAAGCGCUCAGCACAUGAAAGGCAAUCAGGCCAUACUAAAUAUAUUUUCUGAUGAUGAUCAUUACUCCAGCUUUCAGCAAAGAGAAAGGUACAAUCUUGGUUUAGUAUCUCUUCACAAGCACUUGACCAUCCUCCUGAGUUUGGACAAUCCAGAAAUGAACAGUCGUGUCCAAAAAUGUGUGCAUCUGCAAUAAGUUGUCUAUUAAUGUGGCCAUUUUCUCAUUCUUUGCCAAUAAAACAGCAUGGAAAUUUCCUGAGAACCACAACCUCCACCUUAACAUUCAAUCCCUGAUAUCCCACCAUCCUCAGACCCAACAGUGGAAGACUAUGCAAGCAGCAUAGCAAGGAGUUUAGAAGCAUGGGUUCAAGUCUCAACUCUAGUCCUUAAUAGCUGAGCAUCAGUUUAACCUUCUGUAAAAUUAGGAUCGACUUCUCAUAGGAUUAAAUGAGAUAAUCUACAUAAAGCACUUAGCACAAUGUC